Molecule: messenger RNA, 336 nt
Organism: Aspergillus nidulans FGSC A4
Lineage: Eukaryota; Fungi; Ascomycota; Eurotiomycetes; Eurotiales; Aspergillaceae
Product: oxygenase MpaB family protein
Exons: 3
Coding region: 1-336 (111 amino acids)
Source: RefSeq, a predicted model, not a curated record
AUGUAUUCUCGCGUCAAAGGCGGGGAAGGCGACACCAAGUACCACGCGCAAAACCCGGACCUCCAGCUUUGGGUUGCGGCUACCUUGGCGAGAAGGCGGAGAGUAUACCAUGAAUUUGCGGUUUUUGGAACAUUGCUGCAGGUUCCGCAGAGCAAGUGGCCGAGGGAUCAGAAGGCGUCUGGGAGAACUAUAACCGCUAGGCCCUUCAUUCCGUUGAUGAUGUACCUCAUGCUGAUCCUCUCUGUGGAUUACCUGCCGCAGGAGGCUUACGCCGGGGUUUGUGGGGUCGUUGUCGAAAGCGUACUAUAUGAAGAGAGGGAGAGUGAUGGUAGCUAA